Coregonus sp. 'balchen' is the source of this 16074-nucleotide messenger RNA. Lineage: Eukaryota; Metazoa; Chordata; Actinopteri; Salmoniformes; Salmonidae. The record is from the annotation of a GenBank genome assembly.
UGUAGUUCUGGGUGGACUUCUUUUGAACACUCAAAGUGCACUAGCCAUCACCGCAGCAAGAAACCAACACAGAUUAAACAUGAGCUUCACAGUCGAAGAGAGGGGGAACCCCAAUACAAUGAGCUAUCGUUUGUUUUUCAGUAAGUAUGGUUCACUUUUUAGUUUAGGCUAUUAGCUUGCUAUAAUCGUGUCCGUGGAUUUGCCGGUUUGCUACUGGGGCCGGCCCCAACCUCCCACGUGUCACUUUUAUUCCUUGCCUUCAUACUCCUAUCUAAUGUCACGUUCAAGUGUAGCUAGAUUUCACACAUAUUGUCACCUAGCAUCGUGGAUUUAUAAUUAUAGGCGUGUAACAUCGCUUGGACUUUGCUCCACAUUGAUUGAUUUGAGCAGACAAACUAGUAAUUGAAUGGACCAGUUUUGCCGGUUGGUUGACAAAUGCUUCUAUUGAAUUUGCUGGACGUGAAUUUGACUUGGCAUCAGGAUCCAAUUAAUUCCUAUGUUUAGUGUAUAUUAGGUUAAUUCUGUAAUUGUGGUAUUUCUGAUAUAAGCUAGUAUUGUUGGGAUACCACACCAGUAGCUCUCGAGAACCCAAGGGGGCCCAAGGCCAGAGGCUCAGAGGCUUUCAUCUUCCCCGUCUUGGGUUCUCAGCUGAAUGUAUCGACCACAGCUGGCUCAGAGCCCUUGAUCGUGACUCUCUGUUCCAUACAUUACACAUAAGUCAUUGGACGAAGGCAUCUUCUGUACGGGGAGUUUUGUUAAGAGCCCUGACACUUGGUCUGAACAUUAACACGCAUCGCUUGCAGUAUGUUAUUUAUUUAUUAUUAUUAUUAUUAUUAUUAUUAUUAUUAUUAUUAUUUAUUAGAAUUGUAAAAAAUGGUGUAAUUUUUACCCACAAUUUUGUGAUUACGAUCUUGUCUCAUCGCUCCAACUCCCCAACGGGCUUGGGAGAGGCGAAGGUCGAGUCAUGCGUCCUCCGAAACAUGACCCGCUCGCUUAACCCGGAAGCCAGCUGCACCAAUGUGUCAGAGGAAACACUGUUCAACUGAUGACUGAAGUCAGCCUGCAGGUUUCCGGCCUGCCACAAGGAGUCGCUAGAGCAUAAUGAGCCAAGUAAAUAACCCCGACCAAACCCUCCCCUAACCCGGACGACACUGGGCCAAUUGUGCGCCGCCCUAUGGGACUCCCGGUCACGGCCGGUAAUGACACAGAUCGAACCCCAGGCUGUAGUGACGCCGCUACACUGCGAUGCAGUCCCUUAGACCGCUGCGCCACUCGGGAGGCCGAUACACACCUUGUUAUAGAGUUAGUGUUCCCACAUGGCCAUAUCUGUUACAGCGCGUGUUGAUGGGAGACAGAGGGACCACCUGUGCUAAUUAGCUAUCUACGUCUCCGAACAGCUGUGUGUAGCUGUAGCCUAAAGUAAUAAGGCCGCCAGAAACGUGUUGUCACUGGAAAAUACUGUCUGCUGCAACUGUGAUAGCCGGUUAAAACAGUGUACAAUAAGUGUAGUUUUAGCAUUUGUGAAAUUAUUUUGAUGUGAUAUGAAGGGAAAGGGCUUUAUGUUUUCUAUCGCAAUUGAGAAUCGAUUCACGUUUAGAUGGAUUUUUGGACUGCCAGAGCCAAUCUACAUCAGAAAAUAACAUAAAGUCCUUUACUUUAUGUUAUUAAAAAUGGUAUAGACUCCUUAAGAGUACAUCUUGGGCUAAGCUGGCUCCAUGCUAACUACAACUCCAACCCUCUGUUUUAACAUUUAGAAACGUUAAUAAUGCUUGUGAUACGGUUUUGGAAACAUAAAGCCCUCUACUUUCACAUCAAAAUAAUUUCACAAACGCAAAAUAUACACUUACUGUACCCUGUUUUAAAUGUUUUUAACACAGUUGUAGUAAACAGUAUUGUUCAGUUACAACACUAUUCUGGCAUUCUUCUUCCAUUACUGUACUCACAGGUGUUCAGAGACGCUAAUUAGAACAGGUAGUCGCCUCUCUUCUGUAAACAAGCACUGUAACAUGGAAAUAUGUCUGUUUGGAAACCCUAACCCUAUAAAGGUGUGUAGUUAUUUAACCAUUAGUUUAAAAAUACAUAUUUUUUGUCAAUAUGAAAGUUAUGUUCCAAAGGUUUCCAAAAACCAUAUCGCAAGCGAGGCUUAUCGACUUUUAGACAGAGCAUUUGGGCAGCUUGGAGAGUCGGGCCAUUGCCCUUGGGCGGCAGACAGCUUCGUGAAUAGACUGUAUAUGUUUAACAUUACCAUCUAUUGAAAGGGCUACCACACCAGCAACUUAGAUAAUGCAGCUUAUAAACUAUGUGUGGGUUACGCCCAGUUUCUAAGAUUAGGCUUCAAGACCUGUCAAAGGUGUUUCUCAUCUAACCAGUUAGCCUGAAUGUUUCAUUGUUCAUAUUGAAUGUGAUUCAGCAGUUUUUCAUAUUUGUUGCAUACAGUGCAGCCUUUGUGAUUGAGCACUGAUGUCCAUAACUCUGGGGGUUCCAUCAUGAAUAAGUGUUAUUAAUGUGCAAGAGAGGUUGAUUACAUUUACACACACACACACACACACACACACACACUAGAGGCCUUCACGGACACAAAUUUUAAGCCAGAGCCCUACCCAGGCCCUGAUUGCUUCUGGCAAAUGUAAAGCCCGGCCCUGCAUGCACUCUGGUCAAGGCAGCUCUGACUCAGUGAGUAUCCAUAGCAACUGUUCCGCUUGGGCUGCUCUGCUCAAUGAGAGAGCAGUGAGCUGUUAGUUACUUUUAGUCAAUCUAUACUCCGACAACUCAAGGAACAUUAUUUUCUGUGAAAUAAUCUCUCCUGUUUUAGGGUUGAAGCGCUUCUGACAACAUGUUAUGAUCUUAGUCAGAUAUGACCGUACUGCGCAGCAGAGAACGAGCAAAUGGCUUAGCUUCAAAAUGUUUGUGAUCAAUUUUGGGAUACCCAAGCUAACACACACACUGAAGUUAAAGGUCACUCAUGUUCACCAAUUCUCAUGACCAUAUGGGUAAAUCAAUUUGAAUUCCAUCACUUGUUGACAGCACCCCUUUUUGAUUUGAAUGAAACCUUCCAUACAUAUUUGCCCAUUGUAGAAGUUCUCAGAGAGUGACUUUUUGGACCUGAAUGCUAAAUCAUUCAAGAGAUCAAGGUGCUCAAAAUUGACCUAUUUUACAUACCCCACCAUACCAUGUGACAUUCAUGUCUUCAUCACUGGAAAAAAAUAAACAGUUGAGAUUGAUAUAAUUUAAAAGCUUACAAGCAGGGUUGUCAAAAAGUUUUUAUAAUUUCUUGAAAAAAAAGUUGUUAUUACGUCAAUCAUUUAAAAACGUGUAAACUCAGAUUUGUUUCAUAUUUGCAUAUGUUGUAGCUUAUACCUUUGCUUUUAUAUUAUCUGAGGUUUUUAUGUUGUGCCCGCCAUCGGUUGAGACAGAACAUGUUCUUGAAUACAGGGUGGGGGUCAUGUUUUGGCCGAUUUUAAAUGUACUAAAAUUGGAAAAUAUUACAUUUCCACAAAGAUGGUUGGAGGUCCACACAUCAGAGAAUGUUGGCUUGAAUGGGAAUAUCUGUUUUAAAUUAUACUGUCAAUCCCCCAUAGGAAACCUGUUGAAAUUAUAGAACUAUUGAUAAUAGAAGAGACAUGACCAUUUAAGUUGACAUUCGACGGUGGGUGGACCGGCGGCCAUCUUUGUGGUAGUAAUUAGAAGUUAAAAUUUCAAUUUAAUUUAAAGAUGCACUAUUCAGGAAAUCGUGAUGCCAUUUCCUAGUUGCUAAAAUUCUAAUGGUUCGCCUAAUUUCAGUUUGUGACAAAACAAGCAAGUAUAGUGUAGAGAAUCAUUGUACCAUCUGAACUGCUGUGAAAUAUAUUUUCCAUUAUCAAAAAUAUUGUAUUUUCAGCUGUUUGAAGCUGGUGUACAAAACCGAAAGUAAAAGUAAGAACUGACGUAUAGAAAUAGAGCACAUAGAACAUAUCUAACACUUCUUAGAAUUGCUUUCAAUGAGAAUGACAGAUCUAUAACUUACAUUUCUAUGUGAAUUUGGUCGGGUCGCCCAAAAAGUUACAUCUUUUUGCUAUUUAAUGUUCAUGUGGUUGUUGUAUCCAUAACAGUUUUUAUUCUAAGCCAAUCGGAUGUUUUAUUAUCAAGUUAUGUUUAAGUACCUACUAGUGGCCAAUUUCAAAGCUACAAAAAAACUUUGGUGUGGAGGAGACUCUCAGACGAACACAUUUCCCAGAUAUUUUUAGUACCUUCUCAGAUAAGUGAUCAUACUUCAUGUAAAAUUAAGAGAUUAAUGUGUUGAUAUAUGCACAUGAUAGCAUACUACAUUAAGUGAUAGUAUUAAUUACAAUUUCCAAUUGAAAAUAUGGGUUUUUUAUGCUAGCAGUCGUACCACAUGUCAGUCAAACCAGUAGCAACAUAACUUGGUGAGCCACAACAAUAUAAUAGAUAUCAAGCACUCACAGCUCACUUUUUAAGAUACAUUUAGUCUUAUUUUACUGUUAAAUAAACAUUGCAUUGUUAUACAUAUACUGAACAAAAAUAUAAACUCAACAUGUAAAGUGUUGGUCCAAUGUUUCAUGAGCUGAAAUAAAAUAUCCUAGAAAUGUCUCUCAAAUGUUGUGCACAAAUGUAUUUACAUCCCUGUUAGUGAGCAUUUCUUUCCUUACCAAGAUAAUCUAUCCACCUGACAGGUGUGGCAUAUCAAGAAGCUGAUUAAACAGCAUGCUCAUUACACAGGUGCACCUUGUGCUGGGGACAAUAAAAGGCCACUCUGAAAUGAGCAGUUUUGUCACACAACACAAUGCCACAGAUGUCUGAAGUUUUGAGGGAGCGUGCAAUUGUCAUGCUGACUGCAGGAAUGUCCACCAGAGCUGUUGCCAGAGAAUUGAAUGUUAAUUUCUCUACCAUAAGCCGCCUCCAACGUCGUUUUAGAGAAUUUGGCAGUUCGUCCAACCGGCCUCACAACCGCAGACCACGUGUAACCAUGCCAGCCCAGGACCUCCACAUCCGGAUUCUUCAACUGCGGUAUCGUCUGAGACCAGCCACCAGGACAGCUGAUGAAACCUUGGGUUUGCACAACUGAAGAAUAUCUGCAAAAACUGUCAGAAACCAUCUCAGGGAAGCACAUCUGCGUGCUCGUGGUCCUCACCAGCGUCUUGACCUGACUGCAGUUCGGCGUUGAAACCUAAUUCAGGGGGCAAAUGCUCACCUUCAGUGGCCAUUGGCAUGCUGGAGAAGUGUGCUUUUCACAGAUGAAUCCCAGUUUCAACUGUACCAGGUAGAUGGCAGACAGCGUGUAUGGCAUCGUGUGGACGAGCGGUUUGCUGAUGUCAAUGUUGUGAACAGAAUGCCCCAUGGUGGCGGUGGGGUUAUGGUGUGGGCAGGCAUAAGCUACGGACAACGAACACAAUUGCAUUUUAUCAAUGGGAAUUUGAAUGCACAGAUAUACCGUGACGAGAUCCUGAGGCCCAUUGUCGUGCCAUUCAACCGCCACCAUCACCUCAUGUUUCAGCAUGAUGAUGGCCUGCAUACUCACCAGCCAUGUCACCCAUUGAGCAUGUUUGGGAUGCUCUGGAUCGACGUGUACGACAAUGUGUUCCAGUUACCGCCAAUAUCCAGCAACUUCACACAGCCAUUGAAGAGUGAGACAAAAUUUCACAGACCACAAUCAACAGCCUGAUCAACUCUAUGCGAAGGAGAUAUGUCGCGCUACAUGAGGCAAAUGGUGGUCACACCAGAUACUGACUGGUUUUCUGAGCCAUGCCCCUACUUUUUUAUUUUUUUAAAGGAAUCUGUGACCAACAGAUGCAUAUUUGUAUUCCAGUCAUGUGAAAUCCAUAGAUUUGGGCCUAAUGAAUUUAUUUCAGUUGACUGAUUUCCUUAUAUGAAUUGUAACUCAGUAAAGUCUUUGAAAUUGUUGCAUGUUGCGUUUAUAUUUUUGUUUAGUAUGUAUGUGUGUAUAUAUAUAUAUUAUUAUUAUUAUUUUUGGAAAUUGGAAAUUCUCCCACGACCCCAUUUUCCUAUCAGGUCGCGACCCCUAGUUUAGGAACUGCUGGGGUAGAGUCUAGUGCGUGUACAUAGAGCCAGUGCAAGAGAGUCGGUGCAAAACAAUUAAUGAAUGCUACUUUCAUGAUAAAUGGUAAUGAUCAAUUGAUUUUAAUAACUUUAGGGGAGAUUAUUAUAAUUUAAGCUUACAUAAGAAAUGUCAGUAUGUUUUUAACAGUUGGAAAUGAAUAAAAAUUGAUUAUUUAAGAGGUAGGCUUAUUUGGAACCCCCCAUGGGUUUAAAGGGUACAUUCGCUACCCAUUAAGCCCAGCCUGGACUUUUCACAUAUUUGAUCAAAUAUUUUUCUCUCACAUAAAACAUUUUCGUAAGUAAAGUCAUAAAACUUCACGAGAGAUUUAUAUUUCAUUUAAUCUACAUGUAAUGAAUAUUAGGGUUGUUUACAUUAAAUGUCUAAACUAAGAUUUUGGUGGGCUUAAAUCGGUACACUUACGCUAGUUCUGUUCUAUGUGCAGUAUUUCUAUGCUUCCCGUUAUUAAGUUUCAUUUUUGCAUCUUUUACUUUCGGUUUUGUACACUUGCUUCAAACAGCUAAAAAUACAAUAUUUUUGAUUAUUGAAAAUAUAUUUCACAGCUGUUUAGAUGGUACAAUGAUUCUCUACAUUGCUUGUUUUUUCACAUAAACUGAAAUUAGGCAAACUAUAUGAAUUUUUGCAACCAGGAAAUGGCGGAGUGAUUUCUGUAUUUUUUUUUCCCAAUAUUUUUUUUCAAGUAAUUAGGAAAUAGUUUGACAACCCUGUUUGUAAGCUUUUCAAUUAUAUCAAUCUCAACCGUUUAUCUUUUCGAGUGAUAAAGACAUGAAUGUACUCAUGGUGUGGUAUGCAAAAUGGGUCAACUUUGAGCACCUCUAUCUCCUGAAUGUUUUGGCAUUCAGAUCCAAAAAGUCACUUUCAGACCACUUCUUCUAUGGGCAAACGUAUGGAAAGUUUGUUUAAAUCAAAAGGGAUGCUCUCAAAGUGAUUGAAUUCAUAUGGAUUAAUUUACUCGUAUGUUAUUGUCUGUUCUCUGUAGAAAAUGCUGAUGGAAAGUAUGUCUCCCCAUUCCAUGACAUACCUAUGUACGCUGAUGAGAGCCAGGUAAAGUAUAUCACCUUUAUCCUGCUACAACACCCAAUUACACAAUAACACACACACUGAAUGUAGAUGGGAUAUCUAUUCAACUGUUUCUUUACAGAAAGACACCCACUUAGUCUAACUUUUGACUCCAUGGUGAAACCUUGUGGUCGGAAUAGCUUUAAUGUAUUAUUGUUAGCCAAAAAAAUGUAUUGUGUGGGAGAGUAGGAGUAGCACUAGCAAGGUCAUAGUCCGUUUGUCAAAGCAAUGGUCUUUACCCCUCCAACACUAAACUCUUCAAUCAUUGGGCAGUAAUUCUGGAUUUCCUGGUAUCUUAUCUCUCUGGAAUAAUAUAUCCCAGUUGGAUGGCCUUUAGUUUCCUCCAACUCAUCCAUAGUCAUAAAUAAAUUAUACCUGGGUAUAUUGAUAUUAUGAUACACUAUAUAUAGAAAGGUAUGUGGACACCCCUUCAAAUUAGUGGAUUUGGCUAUUUCAGCCACACCCGUUGCUGACAGGUGUAUAAAAUCAAGCACACAGCCAUGCAAUCUCCGUAGACAAACAUUUGCUAUAGAAUGGCCUUACCGAAGAGCUCAAUGACUUUCAAUGUGGCACUGUCAUAGGAUGUCACCUUUCCAACAAGUCAGUUCGUCAAAUUUCUGCCCUGCUAGAGCUGCCCUGGUGAACUCUAAGUGCUGUUAUUGUGAAGUGGCGCAACAACGGCUCAGGCACGAAGUGGUAGGCCACACAAGCUCACAGAAUGGGACCGCCGAGUAUUGAAGCGCGUAAAAAUCGUCUGUCCUAGGUUGCAACACUCACUACUGAGUUCCAAACUGCCUCUGGAAGCAAAGUCAGCACAAGAACUGUUCGUUUGGAGCUUCAUGAAAUGGGUUUCCAUGGCCGAGCAGCCGCACACAAGCCUAAGAUCACCAUGCGCAAUGUCAAGCGUCGGCUGGAGUGGUGUAAACCUCACUGCCAUUGGACAUGACAAAGGAGAUGAUUGUGGACUACAGGAAAAAGAAGAGAACCGAGCACGCCCCCAUUCUCAUCAACAGGGCUGUAGUGGAGCAGGUUGAGAGCUUCAAGUUCCUUGGUGUCCACAUCACCAACAAACUAUCAUGGUCCAAACACACUAAGACAGUCGUGAAGAGGGCACGACAAAGCCUAUUCCCCCUCAGGAGACUGAAAAGAUUUGGCAUGGGUCCUCAGAUCCUCAAAAAUGUCUACAGCUGCACCAUCGAGAGCAUCCUGACUGGUUGCAUCACUACCUGGUAUGGCAACUGCUCGGCCUCCGACCGCAAGGCACUACAGAGGGUAGUGCGUACGGCCCAGUACAUCACUGGGGCCAAGCUUCCUGCCAUCCAGGACCUCUAUACCAGGCGGUGUCAGAGGAAGGCCCUAAAAAUGGUCAAAGACUCCAGCCACCCUAGUCAUAGACUGUUCUCUCUGCUACCGCACGGCAAGCGGUACUGGAGCGGCAAGUCUAGGUUCAAAAGGCUUCUUAACAGCUUCUACCCCCAAGCCAUUAGACUCCUGAACAGCUAAUCAAAUGGCUACCCGGACUAUUUGCAUUGUAACCAGUCUUAACGCUUAACGCCAAAUCUUAACGCUACAGCAUACAGUGAAAUUAUAGACGAUUCUGUGCUUCCAACUUUGUGGCAACAAUUUGGGGAAGGCCCUUUCCUGUUUCAGCAUGACAAUGCCCCCGUGCACAAAGCGAGAUCCAUACAGAAAUGGUUUGUCGAGAUCAGUGUGGAAGAACUUGACUGGCCUACGCAGAGCCCUGACCUCAACCCAAUCAAACACCUAUGGGAUGAAUUGGAACGCCGACUGUGAGCCAGGCCUAAUCGCCCAACAUUGGUGCCCGACCUCACUAAUGCUCUUGUGGCUGAAUGGAAGCAAGUCCCCGCAGCAAUGUUCCAACAUCUAGUGGAAAGCCUUCCCAGAAGAGUGGAGGCUGUUUUAGCAGCAUAGGGGGGACCAACUCCAUAUUCAUGUCCAUGAUUUUGGAAUGAGAUGUAGUGUAUGUGACACAGGCACACAAAAAAAGCAGUAUGAUUCAUUGCUCUCUUCUCUUUCAGAACAUUUUCCACGUGGUUGUUGAAGUACCAAGGUGGACAAACUCAAAGAUGGAGGUAGGUUCACCUUGAUUGAUUGAUUGAUCGAUUGAUUUUAUGAGCCAGUUUGUAAAAAAUACACAGUACAUUUAUGUUAAAAACGUGACCGGGAUAGCACAAAGUCAGUGGCGUAUUUCCAUUGUGGUCCCUGAUGUGCAGGGUGCAGAAACAAUAUUGUGGUGGAUACCAGGGUUGGGCUCAAUUCGAAUUGAAGGCAGUCAAUUCAGGAAGUGAUUUGAAUUUAAAAUGCAGACAUUUUUAAAAAACUUUUGAAAUAAAUAAAUAGCUUCUACUUUUCAGUUUAUUGAGAAGUCAUUGAAAAUAAAUGCCCUUUUUUCGAUUGAAUUAGAAUUUUAGUUUGCUUCCUGAUUUGACUCCCUUCAAUUCGAAUUGAGCCCAACCCUGCUGUGUACAUUGUGCUCUAGCCUAGUGAAGAUCCUCUUCCUGCUAACUUUACCUUUACAGUAAUAUACCAGGUCUUAGUCCAUAAGCCUAAUAUAACAAUGCAAACCUACUUACCUGUAUCCAUUUGUCACAUAUCAGAACAACUCAACCUUUAUUUAGCCAGAUUAGUCUGGCUUUUACGAUAACGACCUAGGGCCAGUUUCCCGGACACAGAUUAGGCCUUGUCCGGUAACUAAAAAGCUAUUUCAAUAGAGGUUCUCUAUUGAGCAUGCAUUUGAAAAAUCGUGGACUAGGCUUAAUCUGUGUCUGGGAAACUGGCCCCUGGCUAGUCAAGAGAGGUAAGCAAAAUAAGGCAUCAAAUGUAUUUUAUAAAGACCUUUUUACAUCAGCUGUCAGAAAGUUAUUUACAGAUACCCAGCCUAAAACCCCAAAGAGCAAGCAAUUCAGAUGCAGUAGCACAGUGGCUACAAAAACUCCCUAGAAGGCAGGAACCUAGGAAGAAACCUAGAGAGGAACCAGGCUCAGAGGGGUGGCCAGUCCUCUUCUGGCUGUGCCAGGUGGAGAUUUAAGAGUACGUGUGGCAAUUAGGACCAGAUCGUUUUUCAAGACGUUGAAAGCACAUUCAAUAAUGUUUGGCUUUUCUACUUCCAGAUUGCGACCAAAGACCCCCUGAACCCGAUCAAGCAGGAUGUGAAGAAGGGGAACCUGCGUUACGUCGCCAAUGUUUUCCCCCACAAAGGCUACAUCUGGAACUAUGGCGCAAUACCUCAGGUCAGACAGUCACUAACCUGCCACCAGACAUUCACUAACCUGCCACCAGACAUUCACUAACCUGCCACCAGACAUUCACUAACCUGCCACCAGACAUUCACUAACCUGCCACCAGACAUUCACUAACCUGCCACCAGACAGUCACUAACCUGCCACCAGACAGUCACUAACCUGCCACCAGACAGUCACUAACCUGCCACCAGACAGUCACUAACCUGCCACCAGACAGUCACUAACCUGCCACCAGACAGUCACUAACCUGCCACCAGACAGUCACUAACCUGUUACCAGACAGUCACUAACCUGCCACCAGACAGUCACUAACCUGCCACCAGACAGUCACUAACCUGUUACCAGACAGUCACUAACCUGGUACUAAGCUACAUGUGGUCUGACAAUGCAGACUACGCUAUCCAUGUCCAACUCAACUCAUUGAUCACCUAGAAUUGAGUUGGCAUUGAUUGCCUAGUUCUCUGUGGUGAUAUGAACUAAGUAUCUCAAUCUUUUUUUGACAGUGAUAUUUCUCUUUCUUGAUAGACUUGGGAGGACCCCGGGCACAAAGAUGGAGACACUGGCUGCUGUGGUGACAAUGACCCCAUUGACGUCUGUGAAAUCGGUACCAAGGUACAGCACUUGUUCUUAAUCCUGUAACCAUUAAACAUUUAGAGCUGUUUUAAGAUCUUGUUUCUUCCAUCCACUGUCUGACAUUCUUACAUGCUUAUGGUGUCAUUCAGAGCAGCUUUCUUUCACCUAAGCAAAGUGUCCAAUUUUGAAAAGUAUGUUGGUAACAAUUAGGCAGAUUUUGUUACUACAUCAGCUGUCUGUAGUGAAUUGUGGUGUGAGCUUCAUGUGUGGUUGUGUGAUGAAAUUAACUUUCCUCAGACAUGUGAUCUGUUUUUUGACAUAAUAUCAUUGAAAUUGACCUAUCCCCAUACCAAUAAGUUUAAUAAUAAUAAAUAAAUAUCAAUAAUAAUAAUAAUAAUAAUAAAUAAUAUAAUAAGUAAUGAUUUAAUAAUAAAGAUAAUAAUAUAAAUAUAUGGCCAAUUAGCAGACGCUUUUAUCCAAAGGACACUUACAGUCAUGCCGGCAUACAUUUUUUUUUGUGUGUAUGGGUGGUCCCGGGGAUCGAACCACUACUGGCGUUACAAGCGCCGUGCUCUACCAGCUGAGCUACAGAGGACCAAGUUUUCUGUGUUGUACUGAUCACAUCCCUGUCUCCUCUCCAGGUGUGUUCGCGUGGUGAAGUGAUCAAGGUGAAGGUACUGGGGGUUUUGGCCAUGAUCGACGAAGGGGAGACGGACUGGAAAGUCAUGGCCAUCAACGUGGAGGACCCUGAAGCUAAGGACCUGAACAGUAAGCACCGGAGGAGCUAGAUGUGGGCUAAACUGAGAAUCCCUAAUACAGAAUAACAGGCCAAUCCUUAAUACUGCCCAUUGGCCCAGUCACUGCAUGUAGUAGUACUGGAAUAUGAUUGCUCAAGUGAAGAAUGCAAUGAUUGAACAAUUGUUUUCCCAAGUGUGUGGGUGUGUGUGUCUAUUCCUAUUGCCACAGUCAUCCCCCCUCCUUAUCCUGUGUACCUCAGACAUCGGUGACAUCCAGAGACUGAAGCCAGGUUACUUGGAGGCCACAGUGGACUGGUUCAGGAGGUACAAGGUACCAGACGGGAAACCAGAGAACCAGUUCGCCUUCAACGGACAGUUCAAAGACAAGGUAUCCAUCUUGUACCCCAUACACAGAAGUUUGUGUUGUGUGAGCCUUGUCCGAGCCAGAGUGGCCCAUCUCCUGUUUCUGUAGCAUUAGGCAAGGUAUUGCCACAGCCUCGUGUUCCAGUAUCUUCAUCCACCCUUAUCAUCAAUAUAUUAUUUAAUUCUACAGUGAGGGAAAAAAGUAUUUGAUCCCCUGCUGAUUUUGUACGUUUGCCCACUGACAAAGAAAUUAUCAGUCUAUAAUUUUAAUAGUAGGUUUAUUUGAACAGUGAGAGACAGAAUAACAACAAAAAAUCCAGAAAAACACAUGUCAAAAAUGUUAUAAAUUGAUUUGCAUUUUAAUGAGGGAAAUUAGUAUUUGAGCCCCUCUCAAUCAGAAAGACUUCUGGCUCCCAGGUGUCUUUUAUACAGGUAACGAGCUGAGAUUAGGAGCACACUCUUAAAGGGAGUGCUCCUAAUCUCAGUUUGUUACCUGUAUAAAAGACACCUGUCCACAGAAGCAAUCAAUCAAUCAGAUUCCAAACUCUCCACCAUGGCUAAGACCAAAGAGCUCUCCAAGGAUGUCAGGGACAAGAUUAAGGACCUACAUAAGGCUGGAAUGGGCUACAAGACCAUCGCCAAGCAGCUUGGUGAGAAGGUGACAACAGUUGGUGCGAUUAUUCGCAAAUGGAAGAAACACAAAAGAACUGUCAAUCUCCCUUGGCCUGGGGCUCCAUGCAAGAUCUCACCUCGUGGAGUUGCAAUGAUCAUGAGAACGGUGAGGAAUCAGCCCAGAACUACACGGGAGGAUCUUGUCAUUGAUCUCAAGGCAGCUGGGACCAUAGUCACCAAGAAAACAAUUGGUAACACACUGAAAUCCUGCAGCGCCCGCAAGGUCCCCCUGCUCAAGAAAGCACUUAUACAGGGCCGUCUGAAGUUUGCCAAUGAACAUCUGAAUGAUUCAGAGGAGAACUGGGUGAAAGUGUUGUGGUCAGAUGAGACCAAAAUCGAGCUCUUUGGCAUCAACUCAACUCGCCGUGUUUGGAGGAGGAGGAAUGCUGCCUAUGACCCCAAGAACACCAUCCCCACCGUCAAACAUGGAGGCGGAAACAUUAUGCUUUGGGGGUGUUUUUCUGCUAAGGGGACAGGACAACUUCACCGCAUCAAAGGGACGAUGGACGGGGCCAUGUACCGUCAAAUCUUGGGUGAGAACCUCCUUCCCUCAGCCAGGGCAUUGAAAAUGGAUCGUGGAUGGGUAUUCCAGCAUGACAAUGACCCAAAACACACGGCCAAGGCAACAAAGGAGUGGCUCAAGAAGCACAUUAAGGUGCUGGAGUGGCCUAGCCAGUCUCCAGACCUUAAUCCCAUAGAAAAUCUGUGGAGGGAGCUGAAGGUUCAAGUUGCCAAACGUCAGCCUCAACCUUAAUGACUUGGAGAAGAUCUGCAAAGAGGAGUGGGACGAAAUCCCUCCUGAGAUGUGUGCAAACCUGGUGGCCAACUACAAGAAACAUCUGACCUCUGUGAUUGCCAACAAGGGUUUUGCCACCAAGUACUAAGUCAUGUUUUGCAGAGGGGUCAAAUACUUAUUUCCCUCAUUAAAAUGCAAAUCAAUUUAUAACAUUUUUGACAUGCGUUUUUCUGGAUUUUGUUGUUGUUAUUCUGUCUCUCACUGUUCAAAUAAACCUACCAUUAAAAUUAUAGACUGAUCAUGUCUUUGUCAAUGGGUAAACGUACAAAAUCAGCAGGGGAUCAAAUACUUUUUUUCCCUCACUGUAUCUACUUUGUACCACAUUCACCCUCAUCAUCUAAAGCAACUUUUUCAAUCUACAGUGCCUUCAGAAAGUAUUCAGACCUCAGCAAUCUACACACAAUACCACAUAAUGACAAAGCGAAAACAGGCUUUUAGAUUUUUCUUCAAAUGUAUAUAUAUAAAAAAAAAACGUUAUAAGUAUUCAGACCUUUUGCUCUGAGACUCGAAAUUGAGCUCAGGUGCAUCCUGUUUCCAUUGAUCAUCCUUGAUGUUUCUACAACUUGAUUGGAGUCCACCUGUGGUAAUUUCAAUUGAUUGGACAUGAUUUGGAAAGGCACACACCUGUCUGUAUAAGGUCCCACAGUUGACAGUGCAUGUCAGAGCAAAAACCAAGCCAUGAGGUCGAAGGAAUUGUCCGUAGAGCUCCGAGACAGGAUUGUGUGGAGAAACAGAUCUGGGGAAGGGUACCAAAAAACGUCUGCAGCAUUGAAGGUCCCCAAGAACACAGUGCCCUCCAUCAUUCUUAAAUGGAAGAAGUUUGGAACCACCAAGACUCUUCCUAGAGCUGGACGCCCACCCAAACUGAGCAAUCGGGAGAGAAGGGCCUUGGUCAGGGAGGUGACCAAGAACCCGAUGGUCACUCUGACAGAGCUCCUCUGUGGAGAUGGGAAAACCUUUCAGAAGGACAACCAUCUCUGCAGCACUCCACCAAUCAGGCCUUUAUGGUAGAGUCACCAGACGGAAGCCACUCCUCAGUAAAAGGCACAUGACAGCCCGCUUAGAGUUUGCCAAAAGGCACCUAAAGACUCUCAGAUCAUGAGAAACAAGAUUAUCUGGUCUGAUGAAACCAAGAUUGAACUCUUUGGCCUGAAUGCCAAGCGUCACAUCUGGAGGAAACCUGACACCAUCCCUACGGUGAAGCAUGGUGGUGCGAGCAUCAUACUGUGGGAAUGUUUUUUUCAGUGACAGGGACGGGAGACUAGUGAGGAUCGAGGCAAAGAUGAACGGAGCAAAGUACAGAGAGAUCCUUGAUGAAAACCUGUUCCAGUGCGCUCAGGACCUCAGACUGGGACAAAGGUUCACCUUCCAACAGGAUAACGACCCUAAGCCCACAGCCAAGACAACGCAGGAAUGGCUUCGGUACAAGUCUCUGAAUGUCCUUGAGUGGCCCAGCCAGAGCCCGGAUUUGAACCCAAUCGAACUUCUCAGGGGAGACCUGAAAAUAGCUGUGCAGCAAUGCUCCCCACCCAACCUGACAGAGCUUGAGAGGAUCUGCAGAGAAGAAUGGGAGAAACUCCCCAAAUACAGGUAUGCCAAGCUUGUAGUGUCAUACCCAAGAAGACUCAAGGCUGUAAUCGCUGCCAAAGGUGCUUCAACAAAGUACUGAGUAAAGGGUCUGAAUACUUAUGUAAAUGAGUGAUAUCUGGUUUUCUUUUAAAAUAAAUUGGCAAAAAAUUAAAAAAAAACAGUUUUUGCUUUGUCGUUAUGGGGUAUUGUGUGUAGAUUGAUGGGGGGAAAAACAAUUUAAUCAAUUAUAGAAUAAGGCUGUAACUUAACAAAAUGUGGAAAAAUGCAAGGGGUCUGAACACUUUCCGAAGGCACUGUAGAUACAUGGAUAGCAGUUUAGCCUGUAUGCCAGUCUGUUUCUGCAUUAGCCAUCAUGUUGUUUUGCCUUCGUAGCCUUGUAGCAAUGGAACGUUGUUGAAUGCCGAAACGGUGUGGUACCCAGGCUAGAUUGCAUUCGCCAAAUAGAGUGCUGACAUUUCUGUUGCAAGACCCACAGGGUGGUUUUAUCCUGUUGGCACAUAGUAUGUCCCUGUGUAGUGUCCAGUGAAGUUCAAUAGUAACUAGUAAGAACCUGGUUUAAAGCGAUCGGCUCAGCAAAAAUACAGAAAUACAAAGGGUUGGUUUCCUGGACACAGAUUAAGCCUAGUCCUGGUCUAUAAAGCACUCACAAUUGGGAUUCUCCAUUGAGUUUGCAUUUUAGUUGGGGACUAGGCUUAAUCUGUGUCCAGGAAACCCCCCUCAAACUGUAUGUUUCCUUACCCUGACAACAGCCUCUGCUCGGUCUGUAUGUUUCCUUACCCUGACAACAGCCUCUGCUCGGUCUGUAUGUUUCCUUACCCUGACAACAGCCUCUGCUCGGUCUGUAUGUUUCCCUGUCAGGACUUUGCCAUUGAGACAAUCAAGAGCACCCAUCGCUUCUGGAAGGCACUUAUCUCUGAAAAUACCAAUGCUGGAGGACUCAACUGGUGA